Messenger RNA from Penicillium argentinense, 183 nucleotides. RefSeq lists its product as uncharacterized. The transcript has 2 exons. The coding region runs from base 89 to 181 and encodes 30 amino acids. NCBI's taxonomy places the organism in Eukaryota, Fungi, Ascomycota, Eurotiomycetes, Eurotiales, Aspergillaceae. The record is from RefSeq and is a predicted model, not a curated record.
UUAGUACAACUGCCGAGAGCGUCACUGACUCCACAGUCAAGACAAGCCCACGACUCCUCGACCGCUGGCUCGACGCAGCCGCUAUCCUAUGCUACAUCUUCGACUCGCUCAUGCGCCAGCUCCUUCGUGCAUACUCCGAGUUCCAGGUAGCCAUGGCUUGUUUCCAAUCCCGCUUCGCUAGCU